AGAGCUGGCCAGGAUGUACAAGAACGAAGGGAACGAGUACUUCAAGGAGAAGGACUACGGGAGAGCGGUGGCCGCUUACUCGGAGGGGCUGCGGCGGCGCAGCGGGGACGCCGAGCUGGACGCGGUGCUGCUCACCAACCGGGCGGCUGCACAUUUCCACUUGGGGAACUACCGUUCUGCUCUGAAUGAUGCCAUCCAAGCCAAAAAGCUGAAGCCCACCCAUCUCAAAGCCAUCAUUAGAGGAGCUCUCUGUCACAUGGAGCUAAGGAAUUUCGUGGAAGCAAUAGCGUGGUGUGAGGAAGGCUUGCAAAUAGACUCAAAAGAUAAAAAGCUUGUGGAAAUGAGAGCUAAAGCUGACAAAUUAAAGCGAACCCAGGAGCGGGAUGCCAGGAAAGCAAAGGUGAUGGAGAGCAAGGAGCAGUGUCAGAAGGAAAUUUUGCUUGCAGCAAUAAAGGAAAGAAAUAUCAAGCUGGUUCUUGAGCCUUCAGAUGAAGAGGAGGAAGUGUCAGAUGGCCUGGCUGAGAUAUCCUUGGAUGGGUUCCACUCUGGCAGUGCCACGGGGGCCAAGGUGCACUUGGAUGCUGAUGGCAGCCUGAGCUGGCCUGUCCUCUUCCUGUACCCUGAGCACGAGCAGACAGAUUUCACUGUGGCUUUCCACGAGAACUCCAGGUUUAUUGAUCAUUUAAUGGUGAUGUUUGCUGAGUUACCUCCCUGGGAUUUAGAAAAAAAGUACCUUCCCAACAAUCUUGAGCUCUAUUUUGAAGAUGAAGAAAGAGAAGAAAUGUAUGAGGUGAACCCAGAACACACAUUGCUACAAGUGCUGCAGCACGAAAGGUAUUUUGUAAAGGCCGGGACCCCGACAGUUUUGGUGUUUGCCAAGCGUUCUCCUUUCUCUAAGAAAUACUUCUCUGGCAAGAAAGUGCAUCGACUGUAAUGAGCAAGAAAGAAACAAGGAAUCCUGUGCAAGAGGCUGCUGUUUGUUAGCCCAGCUCCAGGCUGCAGACUUCUGCUUGAACAAAAAUACCUUGCACUCUUCAGGGGAGGAAAACAAUCUUGGCACACAGAGAAGCUUCCAGGGGAGCAGCACAGGAGAAGGAAGGGCUAACAUGAGGGGAUUAUUUGUUUAAAAGGGAACCCAGCUGGCUUGCAGAAGGUCUCCUCUAUGAUAGGCUGCAUGUGGUUUUGAAAUAAGCCUGAAGCAGUGCCAAACACUGGCUGUGGCUGCAGUAACAGCAGCUGGGAAUCUACUUCCCUACCUGAGAAAAUCACAGAUCUGCUCGGAGGUGGGCUGUGGCUGCUGGGGUCAGCAGCAGUGGCCUGGGGAGAUAGCUGCCUGCUGCAGCAGGGUCAGUGCAGUCAGGUGCCUGCCUGGGACAGCAGCUGCUGUUUUGUCCCUGCUUGGCUGUGCUGCUGGCCAGGCUACAGCAGAGCUCUUUGUUUGGAGCAGUGUUUGACUGACCCUUUUGAUACCUUACUGAACAUCCUACAGAACCUGCAAUAAACAUGGCUAUUUUAAGUAGA
Pyrgilauda ruficollis (rufous-necked snowfinch) is the source of this 1521-nucleotide messenger RNA. It is a transcript of the gene TTC4, whose product is annotated as tetratricopeptide repeat domain 4. Bases 14 to 934 code for a protein of 306 amino acids. The record is from RefSeq and is a predicted model, not a curated record. Gene Ontology annotation, molecular function: Hsp90 protein binding. Lineage: Eukaryota; Metazoa; Chordata; Aves; Passeriformes; Passeridae. The transcript has 8 exons.